Anarrhichthys ocellatus (wolf-eel) is the source of this 8316-nucleotide messenger RNA. RefSeq names its product kinesin family member 16Bb (gene kif16bb). The transcript is spliced from 19 exons. NCBI's taxonomy places the organism in Eukaryota, Metazoa, Chordata, Actinopteri, Perciformes, Anarhichadidae. Gene Ontology annotation, biological process: microtubule-based movement. The record is from RefSeq and is a predicted model, not a curated record. Gene Ontology annotation, molecular function: ATP binding; microtubule binding; microtubule motor activity. Bases 3659 to 7756 code for a protein of 1365 amino acids.
UGAUGUACUCUCAGACCAAUGUAAUUAUGGUUAUCCGUUCUUUAUCAUUGCUGUCAAGUUUGAGUUUGACUGGUCCUUCCAAAUGGGAUACGAAUGCACAGCCCUCUUACGCAGGUCGUUGUCACACUAUAAUGCAUCUCAUCGCUUGAUUGCCUCAGAAAUUGCACCACUGUCAAAAUCUUUUUCAUGUUUUAAUAAAUGUAAACGUAUACACAGAUGGGACUUGCACUCUAAUGUAUCCAAAGAUUGGAUUAAAGAAAGCAAUAUAAUGUAUUCAAUCUGUCAAAAUAUAUUACACCCAUAUUAUGUGUGUUGCUCUGUGUUCAACAUCUUUAAAAUUUGAGAAUUUUAUGCAAAACAUUCUUCACAAAUAUAAAUGCCAACAAAGCCUCUUGUGAACAAUUCUCUCAGCUUAUCAGAAGACUAUAAAAAAGGAUAAUACACCAUACUGCCUGUCCUAAUGUUGUAAGUGACAUGCUUUCAAUCACAAGUAGAAAAAAAUGUAAUUCAUUAAAAUAUGGACAGCUCAAUUCAAAAUUCACUUGGACCACCAUUAAAAUGUAAUUAUAGUAUACAGGCUCAAGAAAGAGCACUCCAAUCUAAGACUAUGUACUCCCAAACCUUGUCAGUCACUUGCCAAAGCCCUUGAUAGUCAUGGGUGCCUGAAACCACACAUACUCCAGCCAGUCUGACCCCUGUGCCCCUGGUUCCUUACAGAUGCUGGGAUCAGUAGACAGAGCUAUUAUGUGGUGUUUUACACGGGUUGGCAUUUUAAAUUGUAGUUUAGGGCGGAACCAACCUACACCGCAAUCCCUGUGAGACAGUGCCAGGACUGUGGUGGGCAUUAAACGAACGGGCCUGCUGUCGGACAAAAGGUCAGCCACAAACAGAGUGCGGAAGAUCUGCCUCAAGCAUGAAGACACACGUAGACAUUGACCUCCACCAGCCGAUAUCAGAGCCUCCAUGUUGAUUUCAUACAGCUCUUUGGGGAGGAUGAGGGAGCCACCCAUUAGCAGCAGCACGCGGGGCACCCUGCUAAGGGAGAAAAGCACCUCCAGCUGCUGCAGCACCUCCUCUAGCUCCUGAAGGGUCUGUUGACACUUGCGCCAGUCCAUGUCUGCAGCUUGCACCGGCCUCCGACUUACUACGUCUUUACCCUGGAACACAAAACAUUCAGCAAACACUAUUAGUUCAUCUCAAAUCCACAGCAUGUCUUCAUUUAUGAACAGUUGAAUUGCACUAUGUGUUCACACGUUUCCUAUUCACCUGCAUUGAGGCUUGCUGUUUAUUCUGGGAGUACACCAGCUGGUCAUACGUCAUGGGUAGUUGCUGUCUCUGAUAGAGAAUGCACUUGAGGAUCUCGCUGACGAAGCGACAGCAGCCGUCCUGGGUUACAGUGCCAGGGAAAACCACGUUCACACGGCCUUCGUCCUGCGCUUUUCUCAUCACCUCAGAAUCAAUGUCUGUGUUACAAUGUUGUUUACUGGAAUCUUGCAAACUUAUCUGACAAGAAGUGUCAUCGUCUUCUUGGGCAUUAUCUGCAGGGACCAGAAUAAUGUCAUUAGGAUGAGCAAUGGACCUGUCCUGCUCAAUUUUAGCUAGUUAAAUGAUAAUGAAAUCUAGCUUGGCCAGUGUUCUAAUAGUCAUUGCCCCCAUUUCCCUCAUGAAAGUAACAUACACAACUUCUGUCUGUCCGUGGUGGAGGAAUUACUCAGAUCCUGUACUUGGGCACAAGCAGCAGAUACUCUUAUCAGCAAAAGUCCUGCAAUUAAAAUUGUGCAAUUGCCUUUUAUAAUGUGCCAUCAAGGAACAAAGAUGUAUUUUCAUAAAGAAGUGGGCACCAACUACUGCUGGAUAGUUAAGGCUAAUCAUAUAUUCUUUGAUACUGUUUUGUCUGCACAAAUAACCAACAUCUGUGUCUGUAAAGUAACUGGGAAACUGUAUGAACAUAAUCCUAAAGAAGCUACACAUCACAAUUGCGACACUGGAGCUGGACCAUGAUUGGAUCCUUUGCUUCAUAGACUACUUCAAACCGUUCAUCAAACUUUAAUAUAAUGGAAUUACUGUACCUCAAAAUUAUAAUAUCUGUAGACCUACUGACGUAAAUGUGUUUAUCAACUAUUACCGUUAUCUCCGAAUAUUAUGUCCGUCUUAAUUAGGCAGUACUUUGAUAAAUAUAGUGUCGACAAGUUGACUGUAUAACGUUAUUACGAGAACAGGUGGCUGUUUCCCUCGAUCGAAAUUAAAAUGCAACAACUGAUCUCAGAAACGUGCCUGAUAUGAGUAACGUUGCUUUCAUGCCCCCCAUUGAAAACCAUGAGUGACGUUAUGUUACCCUCACCUUACCUGGAGGGCCGGUUGUGGAGGGCAAAGCGGUGUUUUCCUUGUCUUCAGCGUUGUACACAGUUUGCUGUUUUGGAUUUAGUCGAUGUUCGGGGGAGGCAUCUUUCAAGUCCAUCACGUUUGCCGUCGUUACAUGUGUGUUUACGACCUGUGGCGAGAGUUGUUCGGCCACUUCCGCAGACGGUCGGCAUGAAUCGGAGUCGUCGGGAACACUUUGUGACGUUACGUUUUUAGAUGUCAAAUUCGGUUCCACAUCUUUUUCGGACGAAAGCGUCAGGCGCCUCGUUAUCCUAUUGUUUCCGCUGUUAACAAUUGACGUAUUUUCCGAGCCAACUGGGUUUGGUGUUGAUUUCAAUAUAUUCGAGUCGUCUGCCAUGCUUUUGAAUGUCCCCGCUGGGUCCUUUUCGAACUGCAUCAUGGGAAACAUGAAUCGACAGCAAUGCCGUGUUCACGUUACACGGAAAGAUGAAUAUAAAUAAUAGAUUCCCAUUUAACAUGGUUUUUAACAUUCUUUUUUAGGCGGUACUUAAUUGUAAGAGCUUGCUGAAAUUUAAACGUCACUGACUUAAAAUGUUAUUUCGCUGGAGUCUUUGAAUUAAACGCUUUAAUCGUGUAAUAGUGCAACAAUUCAACAUACCUUACACUAAAGCUAUGUUUCGCAAAUGUUACAAUGCAUACACAAGCUUACACAACUUAUAAUAAUUGAAGUCAUCUUUUGACAACACAAAAUCGAUAUGAACAUGGCACCGAUAAGACCAAUACACGGCAUUCUUUGUUUGCUGUGUUGAAGUCCGGCUGUCGGUUUUUCCCGUGAGCAUCAAAUGCAGCCUGUUGACUCAAGCACUCCUUCGCAUUAUAAAGUGGACACAUUCGAUUUAUUUGGAUUUCGUUGUCAUAUAGUGUGUGUAUUGAUUAGAAACUCAAAACACAAUUUAAAGUGAAGUUUGACUGAGUCUCUUUCCAUUUAUAUUCGUGGAUAUCGUGCUUAUCCAUGUUAUUAAAUUGACAAAAGCCUGGGACAUCUUCCUGUAAUUUAUCCAAAGUAUCUUGAGUGCAAAGAGUUAACACUGCAAUCAUAUCAACCCAGAGCUACACGACAAAAGGAAUGAGUGAAGUUUACUGAGUCGUAAUGUAAUACACCCUAGUGGCUAGUUUGCGAAGUGCAUCGAGAAAGAGCACAGGCCCCAGGUGUGAUAAUUAGGUGUGAAAUACGCUGCAUUGAUGUUCACGCGGAAGGCAGACCUUUUUCCACAGAAGGAGAACACAGGCUAGGAUAACGUUUCGUUUGAUGUGUUCUGUCUGAUCUUGAUUAAUAAUGGCUUCAAUGCGAGUAGCGGUCCGUGUCCGCCCUUUGAACGAAAGAGAAAAGCAGUUUUCGUCGAAGGUUAUAAUUCACAUGAGUGGGAACUCAACAUCUAUUCACAAGCCUUCACAUGUUCGAGGGGACCAGCAGAAGGACGGAGGCAAGACCUUUUCGUAUGACUUCUCCUAUGAUUCAUCUGACAGAGGAAGACCCACGUUUAUAUCACAGGAGAGGAUUUUUCAUGACUUGGGGUCUGAUGUCCUGAAAGCUGCAUUUGAGGGUUUCAAUGUCUGUGUGUUUGCCUAUGGCCAAACAGGCUCAGGAAAAUCAUACACUAUGAUGGGCCACACAGGGGAUAAAGGUUUAAUUCCACGGAUCUGUGAAGGCUUGUUCUGCGAGAUGUCUCGUAGAGGGAAGAGCGAAGCUGUUUCAUUCCGCACAGAGGUCAGCUAUUUGGAGAUCCAUAAUGAACGUGUGCAGGACCUUCUCAAGAAGAGAACUACACCCUCAGAUGGAGGCUUGAGAGUGAGAGAGCACCCUCGGGAUGGAACCUAUGUAGAGAAUCUGUCCAAGCUCUUGGUACACAACCACAGUGACAUGGAGGACCUGAUCAAUCUCGGCAAUGCCAACCGCACCACGGCCAGCACCGGCAUGAAUGAGCUCAGCAGCCGCUCCCACGCCAUCUUCACCAUCGGCUUCACCCAGGCAUGGUUUGAUGCAGAGUUGCCGCGCGAGACGCUGAGUAAGAUCCACCUGGUGGACCUGGCAGGCAGCGAGAGAGCGGAUGCCACUUGCAGCACAGGCGCCAGGCUGAAGGAAGGUGCCAACAUCAACAAAUCCCUGGUCACCCUGGGCAAUGUGAUCUCAGCUCUGGCUGAUCUUAGUGUGCGAGGACAGUCAACAAAAAAGAAGAAGCAGAUCUUCAUUCCUUACAGAGACUCUGUGCUGACAUGGCUACUGAAGGACAGCCUGGGUGGAAACUCUGUGACUACUAUGAUAGCAACCGUCUCUCCUGCUGAUGUGAACUACGGAGAGACCUUGAGCACGCUGCGCUAUGCCAGCCGAGCUAAACACAUUGUGAACUCUCCCACGGUGAACGAAGACGGCAACGUGAAGGUGAUCAGAGAGCUGCAGGCAGAGGUGACCAGGCUCGGAAGGCUACUAGAAGAAGCCAAUCAGGUUUCCCGUGGGGAGCCAUCUUCCUCUGUGAAGGUAGAGGAGGAGCUGCAUCAGAAUCAGACAAGGGUCCGAGCACUGACCAAGGAGUGGACCAGCAAAUGGCGCGAGACUCAGAUUAUUUUGCAGGAGGAGACUGUGGCUCUGAGGAAGGAGGGUAGUGGAGUGGUCCUGGGCUGCCACUUACCGCAUCUGAUCGGCAUCGAUGAAGACCUGCUCAGCACUGGAAUAGUCCUGUAUUAUUUGAAAGAGGGCAGAACCCUGAUUGGGAGUGAUGAAGCAUUGUGCAGUCAGGAUAUUGUACUUCAUGGGCCUGGGCUCCUCGGUGAACAUUGUGUGCUUGAGAACCGUGCUGGGACCGUGACUCUGAUCCCUCAGGAUGGUGCAGUGUGUUCAGUCAAUGGCUCUGUGGUAACUGAUCCCUGCCAGCUGACUCAGGGUGCCAUCACACAGCUAGGAAGAGGAACCAUACUCCGGUUUAACCACCCGACUGAGGCUGCCCAGCUCAGACACAAACGCCAGAGAGGGCCGCUGUCUGACUUCAGCCUGCCCUUGACUGACGUGUCCAAGUCUACUGAGAAUCUGUCCACGGUGAUGCCGCAAAACCCAGGGCAGAUGAAUAUGCUGGCUGCAGAGACGGAUGAAGUACCAAGCAGCUGUCUUACCUUUGAGGCAAUGGAGACGCACAGGACUACAGCCAUGCCUGGACAAUAUCCCGUCUCUCACACUAGAUUUGAGUUGGAUGGAGACGCACUACAGGGUGGGAUAAGCACCAGGGAUGGCCCGGAGCAGGGGAGGGACUUGUGUCAUAAAUCAGGGCCAGGGCUCAUGUCUGAGUGGCCGUGGAGGAAAGCUCAGAGUGGGGCUGAAGUUGCAAGUUAUAACGAAAAGGAGGUUCGGUCAGGGGAUGCAAGCCUCCAGCAGACAAGCGUCCUGGGCCCGGGUGAUGGAUGUGGUCCGAAGCCAGAGGGGAAUGCUAACAAGAUCAAAGGCGUCAUGUCUGACUGCUACAAGGAGAGACCUGGCUCUGGUGGGAGCUCAUUAGGCAACAUGUCCCACCUGCAGAGCGGCAGAGGAACUGGCUCCACGUUUGUCCUCCCACAGACCAGCACUCCUUCUCAGCUCGACAUAGAACCUCUCAGCAGUCAGGCAGCAUGCUCUCCCCCUGAGGAAACUACCUUCAAGGGCCAGUUUGGUUGUGGAGAGAUGGAUGAAUCUGGAGGUUUGGAGGAGAUCCCGGGAGUGUGUGUGACAGAGACUGCAGCAGCCACAGUUCAACACUCGGGGCUGGGUGCUUUGGUCAGCAGAGUUUCUUUGAUUUUCCAAGAUGCAGGUCGUUUUCUGUGGAGCUCACCCACAGUAUUGCAGCAAGUCAAGAAAAUGGGACUACAGCCAGUUGGGGCCCGCUGGUCCAGCCAUGUUGUCUCUGUGGUCAGGGAAAGUAAUGUUCUGUCUGUAGUGAAGGACAGUCAGGUCUUCUCCAUGGUUAAAGCGAGCUUUGUCUUCUCUCUCUUCAAGGAUAGUCACAUUUUUUCAAUGGUGAAAGAUCUAGCUUUCAUACAGCACAUCCAGAUGGAGAUAACUCAAAGCAUUCAGGCUAUAGAGGCACCUCGGUUGAUUCAGGGCCACAUCAAUCCUGACAAAACACAAGUCCCAGUCCUGACACCAACGCAAAUCUUUAGCAAGGCAGAAGAAUUGCCAGAUGACGUGCCACUAAUGCCAGAAGAUAUCUGGACAAGGAAUAAGAGAAUCGGGCAAGACAUGGCUGAUAUUCAUGUGACUCAAGGACACAAACUAGUUACAGAGCUGUCGCCAGAAAAACACAGUGAGCCAGAGGUCACCCAUGCACCUGAAGACAAAAAUCAAGUAUUGGAGAAUUUGAGGACUGUGCCAAACGGGAACGACGUCCAAAUCUUUUGUCAAACGUUGAUAGAAUUUCCUGAUUCCCUUUUGAACCUGCAAAGUAUGCCAUUUCUUGACAUGAUGGAUACUUUACAGUCUAUCAUCUCCACCUCGGUGCUCACCUCCCAGAAGAUUGUAGCUCUCUAUUGGGUGAAUGUGGCUAAAUGCAGCCAUCCUGAGCCCCGUCCUGCCCUCCUGAUCCUGGCGGAGACUGCUAUCUAUGCCCUGAACGCUGACUUUGGGCUCCUGGUUUUGUUCCAUCACCUCCCCUUGCUCCAGCUGAAAGAGCUGCAGAUAGGCUUAGGAGGCCACAGUCUGCGUUUGAUGGGCGCUGCAGAGGAGAGCAUCCUAGGUGUCUACACCCACAGCCAGCAGCUUACCAAAGAGCUGUGCCGGGCCAUACUUGAUGUCAUCUGCCCCGGGGACAAUAGGGUGUCUCAGCACCCACUGCUCCAUGGAGACUUGAUGAAGUUGUCUUUCGACUGGUCUGUGCCGGACCUGCUGCUGGAUGCUGGUUUAAGGAUUUGCUGCCAGUUUCAGAAAAGUCUUGCUGAUCUGGUUUAUCUUCUUCAUUGUAACAUGGAUCAAGAAACCGUAGCUCUGGGAGAGGUGCAGAUACUACUGUACACAGGUGUAGGGGUGUGCAUCAGCCCCAGUACCCACACUGAGCCCCUGGCCCAGCUUUUACUCACUGAUACCCACCUUGGCCUGGUGCAGGACGAUGCUGUCUUUCACCCGACUCUACGCUCUGUCACCAUCGCGCCCUACCGUCCCCAAUUCCAUGACUUAACUCUCCGUCAGCGCUCGGAUGUGCGCUGCGUGCUGGUGCAUGAUGAAGACAAGCGUGGGGCUGUCGGUGUGGAUGUAAUCCUAGCAAAUGUGAGGUGCAGGGGUCACUCUGACAGCGUGACUAAGGCAGCUACCCCGUCUGCACAAGCUUCAAAUUCAUCUCAGCAUGCAGAAGUGUGGAAAUUAACUUUCAGUUGCUCCUCUGAGGCCGCCUCCCUGAUUAAUCACUUGUCAAAUGUCUGAUCAAGGACUGAACAUCCAGUAAUGAACAGCCCAGCUGGAAAACUCUCACUCACAGGGAGCAAAAGUGCAUCCCAACCAGACAACGCAAAGGACGGCAUAACUGGUAGAUGACAGUGAAAAUCCUGACCUAUUAUGAAGUUUCCAUAUUGAUUCAUUUUUCUAGAUAUUUUUUUAAUUGUCAUUUUAAUAACACAUGGCUUUAGCACUUUUAUCUUCAAAACCCUUGACUUUCUUUGUUCUUGAAUUGUUUUGUUCUUUAACCGCAUGCCCUGCAUUCUUUUUGUCAAAGAGGUUGUCAGUUUAAUGUGGGAUGUUUUAAAAUAUUUCGUUGAAGGCCUGACAUUGAGUAUUAAAAAUGUGUUUGUACCAGUUUAAUUUGUUUCAUGGGGAAUCAGAUAUUUUUAAAGGAUUUUAAAUUACAAAUGUGAUCUCCAAGUUAUCUCCCUGUCAUAGUUACUUAAAUUGUGCAUGUAUAUUUGUACUGUAUGUGAAGUUGUUGUUUUACAAUAUUUUAUAUAAUAGAUGAAUAUGUUUGUUAUAAUAAAAGGAAGGUAAAUCCA